UCCGCAUCUCUCUUUGUUCUCUUUCUAGCUAUAACUAUCCUUUUCUAGUUGAAAAUUUUUUAAAGAUGGUGAACGUCCCAAAGCAACGUCGCACUUUUUGCAAAAAAUGCAAAGUACAUAAACCACACAAAGUGACUCAAUACAAGAAAUCCAAAGAACGUCAUGCCUCACAAGGACGAAGGAGGUACGAUCGGAAGCAACAAGGAUUUGGAGGUCAAACAAAACCUAUUUUCCGCAAAAAAGCUAAAACUACAAAGAAGAUUGUAUUGAGGAUGGAAUGUACAGACUGCAAAUAUCGCAAACAAAUUCCUCUUAAGCGAUGCAAGCAUUUUGAGCUUGGAGGCGAUAAGAAGCGUAAAGGACAAAUGAUACAGUUUUAAUUUUUUUGGCGGUAUAUUGUUUAAUUUAUAAGUAAUAAAAAUCGCUGUAUGUUUAUAAGAA
Cylas formicarius (sweet potato weevil) is the source of this 441-nucleotide messenger RNA. It is a transcript of the gene RpL36A, whose product is annotated as large ribosomal subunit protein eL42. Gene Ontology annotation, molecular function: structural constituent of ribosome. Gene Ontology annotation, biological process: translation. Gene Ontology annotation, cellular component: ribosome; cytosolic large ribosomal subunit. The record is from RefSeq and is a predicted model, not a curated record. NCBI's taxonomy places the organism in Eukaryota, Metazoa, Arthropoda, Insecta, Coleoptera, Brentidae. The coding region runs from base 66 to 380 and encodes 104 amino acids. The transcript has 3 exons.